AUGUGUGACGUUGUUCUAGGCGCUCAGUGGGGUGACGAAGGAAAAGGAAAGUUAGUGGAUAUAUUAUGUGAUGAAAUUGAUGUAUGCGCUCGAUGCCAAGGUGGUAACAACGCCGGCCAUACUAUCGUCGUCAAUGGGGUCAAGUAUGAUUUCCAUAUGCUUCCCUCUGGUUUAGUUAAUCCUAAAUGUCAGAAUUUGUUGGGUUCCGGUGUUGUCAUUCACGUUCCCUCCUUCUUUGAAGAGCUAACCAACUUAGAAAAUAAGGGUCUUGAGGGAAGAGACAGACUUUUCAUCUCAUCUAGAGCUCACCUCGUUUUUGAUUUUCAUCAAAGAACUGACAAGUUGAAGGAGGCAGAGCUUUCCGAAACUAAGAAGUCCAUUGGCACGACUGGAAAGGGUAUUGGGCCCACAUAUUCCACGAAAUCUUCCCGCUCUGGUAUUAGAGUACAUCAUCUAGUCUCUGAAGAACCCGGUGCUUGGGAAGAAUUUAAGGUCAGAUAUCAGAGGCUAGUCGAUUCGAGGUACAAGCGCUACGGCGAAUUCGACUACAACACUGAGGAAGAACUUAGUAGGUAUGAGAAGUACAGGGAGCAGUUAAGGCCAUUUGUCGUUGACUCUGUUGAGUUUAUGCAUCUGGCAAUCUCUUCGAAGAAAAAGAUUCUUGUGGAAGGUGCAAAUGCCUUGAUGCUCGAUUUGGACUUCGGAACCUACCCCUAUGUGACAUCGUCGUCUACAGGAAUUGGUGGUGUUUUGACGGGCUUAGGUAUCCCGCCUAGAAGCAUCAGAAAUGUGUACGGUGUCGUCAAGGCGUACACGACUAGAGUUGGAGAAGGCCCCUUCCCCACCGAGCAACUUAAUCAAGACGGUGAGACGUUGCAAAAUGUUGGUGCCGAGUAUGGUGUAACCACAGGAAGGAAGAGAAGAUGUGGUUGGUUGGAUUUAGUGGUAUUGAAGUAUUCUACUGCUAUAAACGGAUACACGGAUCUCAACAUUACCAAGUUAGAUGUCCUCGAUUCUUUCAAGAGCAUCAAAGUUGGUGUUGCCUAUUGGUACAAGGGUACAAAGUUGAAGUCUUUUCCUGAAGACUUGCUGAAACUCGCUAACGUCGAAGUCGAGUAUGUCGAAUUACCCGGUUGGGAGACAGACAUCAGCAAGAUCACGAACUAUGCUGACCUUCCUGAGAAUGCUAAAAAGUAUUUGGGAUACAUCGAAGAAUAUUUGAAUGUACCUGUCAAGUGGGUUGGUGUGGGUCCUUCUCGUGAUUCUAUGUUGCUUAAGAACUAA
This is a messenger RNA of Candidozyma haemuli, 1284 nucleotides long. RefSeq names its product adenylosuccinate synthase (gene ADE12). Gene Ontology annotation, molecular function: adenylosuccinate synthase activity; GTP binding. Gene Ontology annotation, biological process: IMP metabolic process; 'de novo' AMP biosynthetic process. Gene Ontology annotation, cellular component: cytoplasm. The record is from RefSeq and is a predicted model, not a curated record. Bases 1 to 1284 code for a protein of 427 amino acids. Lineage: Eukaryota; Fungi; Ascomycota; Pichiomycetes; Serinales; Metschnikowiaceae. The transcript has a single exon.